AUGCCGAAAGUACUAAAGUUCCUGGCAAUAGGAUCGUACUGUAUACUAACACCAACUUUAUUUGCCAUUUUGGUGCCUUGUGUCGUCCAUAGCAUUAGGUUUUCUUCUUGGGAGAAGUGUGAAAAUUAUCCUUUUGAGACUAAUUUGAUAAUGGCGGCAUUCACCGGCGCCAGCGGAGUGCUUUGGGUGACUGGGAAUCCCAGGGAAUACCACUUUCUCUACAACUGGUUACUUGUCAUCGCUGAGUUAAUAGUGCUCGAGUUUCUCUAUAUUGCCUAUGCCCAUAUUUUAUUAGAAGCGAAAGUGUGGCAAUGGCAUCUUUUACUCUUUGGUUUCCAAAUCUUCAGCUUUAUUUUGGUUCUGUUACACGUGCUGGCAUCUAAGAAGAUUAUAAACAAACGCUUGUUCGGAAACCUUUUGAAUUUGGUGCAUGAUAAAUAA
Molecule: messenger RNA, 441 nt
Organism: Drosophila takahashii
Lineage: Eukaryota; Metazoa; Arthropoda; Insecta; Diptera; Drosophilidae
Source: RefSeq, a predicted model, not a curated record